Messenger RNA from Saitoella complicata NRRL Y-17804, 2130 nucleotides. RefSeq names its product NCS1 nucleoside transporter family. Gene Ontology annotation, biological process: transmembrane transport; nucleobase transport. Gene Ontology annotation, cellular component: plasma membrane. Bases 346 to 2052 code for a protein of 568 amino acids. Gene Ontology annotation, molecular function: nucleobase transmembrane transporter activity. The transcript has 6 exons. The record is from RefSeq and is a predicted model, not a curated record. Lineage: Eukaryota; Fungi; Ascomycota; Saitoellomycetes; Saitoellales; Saitoellaceae.
CCAAACUCCUCGGACUCCGUCGGAAGUCGAAACAUUGAAUCCCUACCGAUAUAUACGAGAGCUGUCAAUUGGUAGUGGGCAAUGGGCAUGGUGGACUGUGAAUGUCCAGAUAGUCAAAUGGAUCAGGCGGCGUUGCGAGGACCUCGGGAGGAUCGUCUACGCUGUUCGAGGUGUGGAUUGAUCAUGAUUUCCUAUCGUAAUGGUGGAAAGUCUAUCAGCGUAGUGUGCUGUAGCGAGUAUAUCUUCUGAUACCUAUCUCCUUCUGCGAGUUCAUGACGCCUUGUACAAGUACACCGUGUUCGCAGUCAGACGAUAGCUGUGGACUUAUCCUCGACUAGAGCCAACAUGAGCUGGCUCAUAAACAAAAUCCAACUUCCAGAUCAUCACGGCGUUGCCGCCUCUCUAUGGAGCAACGCAGAUCUCAUUCCCCUCCCACCUUCCCGCCGGACAUGGGGUCCUUGGGCGUUCGUUGGUUUCUGGGCCAUCAACAACUUAUGCAUCAGUACUUGGCAAACCGGCUCUUCUCUUUUAGGUCUGGGUUUGUCAGUCUGGCAAGCGAUGAUUGCGGUCAUCAUUGCGCGUAUCAUCAUAUCCCUUGUCGCCGUGUUCAAUGGAUGGGUUGGAGCUAAGUGGCAUAUUGGGUUCUCCGUCAUGAGCCGCUACGUAUGGGGAAUCUGGGGCUCGUACAUCGCUUUGAUCCAGAGGAUUGUGCUGAGUAUCGUCUGGUGCGGAGUGCAAAGCUAUACCGGAGGACUGUGCAUUACAGCCAUGCUGUCGGCGAUUUUUCCAACAUAUCACAACAUGAAGAAUACGCUCCCGGCUUCCGCCCAUAUGACCACCCAGCAGUUUGUGGGAUUCAUUUUGUACAACUUGGCUUCGCUUCCCAUCAUCUACCUUCCGCCAGAGAAGACGAAAGUUCCAUUCCAGUACAUCAAUGGGAUCACUGCGGCAACCAUGUUUUCUAUUAUGGUCUGGGCUCUAGCCACAGCUCACGGCGCAGGCCCAUUGCUGAGUCAGUCAUCGACGUUGCACUCCUCGACGGAGCUUGGCUGGGGCGUCGUGCAUGGGAUCACGACAGUCAUUGGAAGUAUUGCUGUGGGGCUCACGAAUCAGCCGGACUACUCCAGGUUCGCGCGCAAGCCGGGUGACCAAGUUUGGGGUCAAUUUGGCAGUAUCAUCAUCAUUGGCACAAUCGUUCCCUUGAUGGGGUGUGUCACUACUGCCGCAGCUCAGAAGAUUUUCGGCGAGUUGCUGUGGAAUCCUCCGGAUCUUGUGCUGAGAUGGCUCGAUGACUAUUCCGCCAAGUCCAGGGCCGCUGCGUUUUUCGCAGGGCUUGGUUUGUGCAUGUCGCAAUUGGGUAUCAACACUGUCGACAACGCCUACAGUGGCGGGAUGGACUUUGCCGGGCUAUUUCCCAAAUACCUCAACAUCCGCAGGGGUGCAUAUCUUACACUCGCUAUCUCUAUCCUCUUUCAACCGUGGCAACUACUCUCUUCGGCUUCCGUCUUUCUGACUGUGCUCGGUGGUUAUUCCGUCUUUUUGGGACCUUUGGUCGGGAUUCAGAUUUGCGACUAUUGGAUCAUUCGCCGUCAACAGCUGAAGCUCUCCGAUCUCUAUCUGCCUUCUUCCGACAGCAUCUACUGGUACAAAGCCGGUGUGAACUGGCGUACCAUUGUCGCAUGGGUUAUUGGGUUUGCGCCCGCCCUGCCGGGAUUCAUCUCCAGCGUCAACCCGGGUAUUGUCGUUGGUCCUCCUGCCAUGCGCUUGAACUAUCUCGCCUUUCCUCUUGGCUUCGCCAUUUCCUUCCUCGUUUUCUUCGGAAUCAAUCGUAUUUUUCCUCCCCCUGGUCUUGGCGAAGUAGAUGAUAGUGAUGUGUUUGGAACGUUCACAGGUGAAGAAGCCGCCAACAUGGGUAUUGAGUCCUAUCAUGCUGGACGUGGUGAUUUGGUAUUGGAGGGCGAGGCAAAGGACACUUAUAAUGAGGUCGAUGUCGUGGCAAGUGACUUGGAAAAGAAAAUCCCACGAGUGUCUGCAGCUGCCCAUUCGAUGUAGUUCGAAUAGUGUGUUCCUUUUUAGCCCAUGUUACUUUGUUUUUAAGUGCUGAUGGAGGAAUGGAAGCAUUAUAGCUCG